AUGGCUGCAGGAAAAGGAGCCACAGCGCCAAAGCGGCCCUCGCAAUCCAAAGUCGACGAGGUAAAGGCCAAGAAGAAAGAGAAGGACACAGAAUCACCACAAGCCAAGCCGCAAGCGAGUCACAGUGGGAGUCAAGCACCGAGCCACACGAGUCAAGGUCCUUCGAAUGCCCGGGCACGAGGAGAAGAAGCGCGAAUUGAGGAGAGGAAGCGUGAUGAACGAGAUGAAGAGCGCCGAAGGGAAGCCGAGAGCCGAGAUGCCGAGAGCAAAAAAGCCGAGAUGCCGAGGGAAAAGCGGCCACCGUACGGACAGCGCACGACGGCCAGCGCACUCCAUGCUGCCCCCAGUGCUCCACCAGCGGAUGGAGACGUCACGUGUGGUCCAAAAAAGAAGGAGCACGGGAAAGCUAAAGCACUACCGACUUUCUCUAAACAACCGCCAGCACAUCCUCCAGCUGUGCCUCCUGCACAGCCUCAGCAGCUUCCACCUCCACCCGAGAAAAAGACCCAUCCGCAGCAACAACCACCUGCGCACCCACCCUUGCAGCCACCCACCCUUCCACCGGCACAGCCACCUGCGCAAACGCCGGCGCCGCCAGCUGUCCCACUGAACUCCAUGUGGGCAGACAACAAGUCGUCAACUGUGGACUUCGUGGGUCAGCCACCUGCGGCAGAAGAUUCAACAGCCAUGGCACUGCCACCACCUCCUUCCAUUCCACCACCACCUGCCCCCUGUGGCUCCCUCGUGACGAGUGUGAAGCCAAAAGCCAUAAGCCCAGCUCCUCCUGCCGAGAUGGAUCCAAGCAUGAGGAAUAUUCAGCGUCCUCCUCCCGGAAUCGACCUGGGCCUGUUGUUGACAGGGCCUGCCCCAGGACUAUCGCCGCAACCUGUCCUGCCUCCCCCGGGCAUUGCCAACGCUUUUCCUCCCGACUCAGCCCUGGCCCCUGCAGAGGCAGCCGCUGUUUCAGCCGUCCAAGGUUUGGGGACCGACAGCUUUUUCGGAGGAACUGGGUUGGGAGCUCCCGGUUUGGACUUUGGAGGUUUGCAGCCCGGAAAUGGCCUGGGUGCCAUUGGAUUUCCACCUGGCAUUUCGCCAAAGCAGCCAAUGCCGCCUCAACGAGCACUGGGGCUACAGCGUCCAGGCUAUGGCGAUGGAAAUCCUGACGGUAACGACUUUCUCUCUGAUUUGAGAUCAGAUUCGAGGAGGAUGGACAAGUGAACUUCAUUGAGGACAGUGAAAUGAAUGACUCUUGGUUGAAAUGGCCCGUAUACAUAGCAUGAGCCUUAAGCUAUGCAAAUGUCCGUGCAAUCAGAGCCCGAAUCUAGCAACUCUGCUGUGGUGUUGGGCGAAGCCUUAGGUGUUUGAACCAUUUGCAUGCUGUUGUCAAUGCCGUGCAUGGUGUUGGACCAUCGAUGCAUCAGGGCUUUUGUCACGUCCCUGGUCCCUGUUCCAAGAAAUU
This is a messenger RNA of Durusdinium trenchii, 1459 nucleotides long. NCBI's taxonomy places the organism in Eukaryota, Dinophyceae, Suessiales, Symbiodiniaceae. The record is from the annotation of a GenBank genome assembly.